CGGAAGGCGACAUGGGCUCCGCUGCUUGGGCCCCGGUCCUCCUGCUGGCGCUCGGGCUGCGCGGCCUCCAGACGGGGGCCCGCAGCGCCCCGGACCCCGGCUUCCAGGAGCGCUUCUUCCAGCAGCGUCUGGACCACUUCAACUUCGAGCGCUUCGGCAACCAGACCUUCCCCCAGCGCUUCCUGGUGUCAGACAGGUUCUGGAUCCGGGGCGAGGGGCCCAUCUUCUUCUAUACCGGGAACGAGGGCGACGUGUGGGCCUUCGCCAACAACUCGGGCUUCAUCGUGGAGCUCGCGGCCGAGCAGGGGGCUCUACUGGUCUUCGCGGAGCACCGCUACUACGGGAAGUCGCUGCCGUUCGGUGAGCGGUCCACGCAGCGCGGGCACACGGAGCUGCUGACGGUGGAGCAGGCCCUGGCCGACUUCGCAGAGCUGCUCCGCGCGCUACGGCGCGACCUCGGGGCCCAGGACGCCCCCGCCAUCGCCUUCGGUGGAAGUUAUGGGGGGAUGCUCAGCGCCUACCUGAGGAUGAAGUACCCCCACCUGGUGGCAGGGGCACUGGCAGCCAGCGCGCCCGUUCUAGCUGUGGCAGGCCUCGGCGACUCCAACCAGUUCUUCCGGGAUGUCACGGCGGACUUUGAGGGCCAGAGUCCCAAAUGCACCCAGGGUGUGCGGGAAGCCUUCCGACAGAUCAAGGACUUGUUCCUACAGGGAGCCUACGACACGGUCCGCUGGGAGUUUGGCACCUGCCAGCCACUGUCAGACGAGAAGGACCUGACCCAGCUCUUCAUGUUCGCCCGGAAUGCCUUCACCGUGCUGGCCAUGAUGGACUACCCCUACCCCACCGACUUCCUGGGUCCCCUCCCUGCCAACCCUGUCAAGGUGGGCUGUGACCGGCUGCUGAGUGAGACCCAGAGGAUCACGGGACUGCGAGCGCUGGCAGGGCUGGUCUACAACGCCUCGGGCUCCGAGCACUGCUACGACAUCUACCGGCUCUACCGCAGCUGUGCUGACCCCACCGGCUGCGGCACCGGCCCCGAUGCCAGGGCCUGGGACUACCAGGCCUGCACCGAGAUCAACCUGACCUUCGCCAGCAACAAUGUGACCGAUAUGUUCCCUGACCUGCCCUUCACGGAUGAGCGCCGCCAGCAGUACUGCCUGGACACCUGGGGCGUGUGGCCCCGGCCCGACUGGCUGCUGACCAGCUUCUGGGGGGGCGAUCUCAGAGCCGCCAGCAACAUCAUCUUCUCCAACGGGAACCUGGACCCCUGGGCAGGGGGCGGGAUUGGGAGGAACCUGAGUGCAUCAGUCAUUGCCAUCACCAUCCAGGGGGGCGCGCACCACCUCGACCUCAGAGCCUCCCACCCCGAAGAUCCUGUUUCUGUGGUUGAGGCACGAAAGCUGGAGGCCACCGUCAUCGGCGAGUGGGUAAAGGCAGCCAGGCGUGAGCAGCAGCCAGCUCUGCGUGGGGCGUCCGGACUCAGCCUCUGAGCACAGGACUGGAAGGGUCUCAAGGCUCCUCAUGGAGUGAAUGGAGGGAGGAGGAGGCUGCCCCAGCCCUGCCCUGUGUUUGCACCUUCUGGGUCCCCAAAGCUCAGCCCACUGUGGCCGGCCCAUCGUGUGGGCUUCACUCAAGAAGCAGCUGGAGGCACAGGGAAGGAGCUGAAUAAAUGCCUGGAAGCCUGGC
Messenger RNA from Chlorocebus sabaeus (green monkey), 1686 nucleotides. RefSeq names its product dipeptidyl peptidase 7 (gene DPP7). Lineage: Eukaryota; Metazoa; Chordata; Mammalia; Primates; Cercopithecidae. Gene Ontology annotation, cellular component: vesicle. Gene Ontology annotation, biological process: proteolysis. Gene Ontology annotation, molecular function: serine-type exopeptidase activity; dipeptidyl-peptidase activity. The record is from RefSeq and is a predicted model, not a curated record.